Molecule: messenger RNA, 7193 nt
Organism: Nerophis ophidion (straightnose pipefish)
Lineage: Eukaryota; Metazoa; Chordata; Actinopteri; Syngnathiformes; Syngnathidae
Product: TOG array regulator of axonemal microtubules protein 1-like
Exons: 23
Coding region: 384-4790 (1468 amino acids)
Biological process (GO): microtubule cytoskeleton organization
Cellular component (GO): cytoplasmic microtubule; cilium
Molecular function (GO): microtubule binding
Source: RefSeq, a predicted model, not a curated record
GACGCCAUUUUGCUUCCCUCUGCGUGCGUGUGCGUGAACGAGUGUACGUGUGUGCGUGGGCGCCCAUCGGUGCAAAUACCUCUGUAGCUUCCAAACAUUUAACACUCCUCACGUCAGCUAAAACACGUUUAACGUGUUAACGCUCGGACAACAGCUAGCCUGCUCCACACUGGACAAGUAGACAUGGGAAUAUGGACUACGUGACGUUUAAUGCUCUCGACGAACGUCGUCGAAGUGUCACCGGGCGGAAAUACAAGUUGAGUGGCUUCCGAUCAUCAACGACUCAGGAUGAACGCCAGAAGGAGAGAAGAGGAAUGUAUUCAUCCUCUUAAGAUUGCCCCUGAUUCCUCUCAUGUUUGACCACAUUUGCUACAUCGUCAAUCAUGAUUCUUGGCAUAAUCUCCCAGGAGUUGUACCAGCAGCUUCUGGACCCAAAGAAUUACCAGAAUCGCACAAAUGGCGUGGAAGAGUUGAAACAAAUCCUGUCGGAAGUAAACCUGAAACUGGUCUCUUCUGACAGUAUUGAAGAGUUCAUACAUUUUCUCUCUAGACUUUUGGAUGACAGUAAUUUUAAAGUAUUGUAUGGCACCUUACAAGUUUUAAAUUUACUCAUUCGGAGAUUAGACACCAGCAUUGACAAAUAUGUCAAACAGAUAGUUUUGGUGGCCCUUAAGGCUCUAGGCGACCCUUGCACCAUCGCCAGGAAUGAAUACAUGAACAUAUUUCAACAGAUGAUGAAAACUGUUGCCCCGCAACAAGUUUUAGAUCUUGUCAUUGGCAACUUGAAACACAAAAAUUCCAGGGUACGGGAAGAUGUUCUGAACAUUAUUAUUGCAGCAAUGCUGACUCAUCCAAGGAAAGAGUUCAACAUCCCAAAUCUUUGUUUUGAAGUUGCACCAUACUUGGCAGACAGCAAGAAAAAGGUCCGCCACGCCGCCCUUGAGUUGUUUGCUGUUUUUGACUCUUGCCUGGACGCUGGGAAAAAACAUCCUCUUACAAAAGCGGUAGACAUGGUUGAGCUGAACGAGGAGGCAGAGGGUCUUAUGGCAGCUGUACAGGCCAGACGAGCAAGGCGUGUCCUCCCUAAACUUUCACCAGAGGGGGUAGUGGAGUACGGUCUGGUGGUACCUAAAUCUGGCUUGCGCUGCUCGCCACAGGCUACUUCUGGAGCUGAUCUGGACUGGGUGAUGAAUGGAGGACGUCUGAGUAGUGCAAGGAGUCAGAGAACUGAGCUGGACUGUGAUCAACUGCAUGGCUAUGGCAGCUUAGGCUGCCUCACUGAUGAGUUUCCGUCUCAACGGAGGAUUGUCAGCGCAGGUAAAGGGAAGAACAAACUACCCUGGGAAAGGUUGAGCUUUACAUCUACUGAAAAUAAUCAUCACUGCAGCUCCCCCAGUGGAAAGUGCUUGGAGCAGGUAACCAUCGGAGAUGUUAUCCCGCUAUCCAGGAAACUGAGCCCUGAGACCUACAUUCCCACUUUCAGUUCUGCAGAACCACAGACACCCCAAACCUCUAGGAGAAGGCUGUCUCCUACCCGACUGAGAAGAAGCGGAAGUCUCAACUUAGACCCUGACAUCUUUAAAACCACAAACUUCACAGAGACUGAUAGCGCAUCUUCCAAAGGACACACGCUCUCAAGGAAUCCCAGUGUUGAGCGCACGCUUUCUCUCCCCUCAAACCACACAAUCUCAGGUUCGUUCCUGCUGCCUUCUUACCCUCUGGCUGCACUACCAGGAGGCCAGCUCACUCCAACAUUUUCCCGUCGCCAUGCCGACUCCUCACUCUCUAUGUCUAACACCUGGCCCAACAAGCGAGAGAGCAGCCCCCAGCAGCGAGACAACAGCCCCUGGAGGGACACAGCAGGAAAAGGCAGGGAGGACCAAUCUAUCAGAUGUUCUCCAAGGCCAAUCCGUGCCGCCCUAAAGAGUUCUUCUUCAACGUUGUCAUUCCGCCGGGCACUGAACAGUAAUAAGACAGCACUCGCCAUUUCACCAGUAAUUGCUUCAGCGGAUCAGAUACAUUUUUAUGACCAGAGAUCAAAUGCACGGUACAGCCCCCAAAAUCAGCAACUCGAGAGAGACCUUCACUUUGAGCCUGUUGGCUUUAACACAACACAAAACAAUCAAGAGGAAGAUGCUCUGGACAUGCAGGAGAUGUUGAACUCUCUGCGUUCACUGCGAAACAGUGCUGCUAAGAAGAGGGCCAAAGUGAGCCUUAGCAGUUCAGACACAGACCAGGACAGCCAGGAUCCUGUAAAGUUAGACCUGAGUCAAGACCCAGCUGUGCACACCUCUCGCAUGCUUACCAGCUCAGCCAGCGAGAAUGGUCUCUCCAGUUUGAGUCUCACCAGUUCCAGUGUCUUUGGCAUCAAAACAAGUCCUGGAAGCAUGACCUCAGGAGUGAAACCUCGUAUGGCAAGAGUGCCUUCUGCAAAAUUGAAGUCGUCUGUGUCCAUGGACUUAAGCAGCCUUUCGGGACUAUGUCAGAGGAAUGAACUGUCAUCCCAGGUGGGUGUUGUUGGGCAGAGAGUCAGCUACUCCAAUGGAACUUUUAGAAGCAAUGAGGACACAGCAUUACCCUCGCCCCCUUUUAUCAAACCAGCAUUAAGUGAAUCACCGAGAACUCUAAAGUCAAGUAACGAAUCUCACAUCAACGGAAGAAGGAAUUCACUUGCAAAAGACGUGUCUGAAGGAGUCAUUGGAAGAGGUAUGUUUGAUGCUAAAGUGUCAUCACCUCGUCCUGGAUUGUCAUUCGAGCAGGGUGAUAUGGUGGCGAAGCCCUCUGUUGAACCCCUCGGAUGCCUCCAUCUUUUGUCUGGUGAUCACAGAACAACCACAAGUCCUGAUGAGAUGACGAAUACACACUCCAGGCAUAGGGACAAGAUCCGGCACCGUGUCAGACAAAUGCUUUCUGACUCACCUACUGAAGAGAGUACGAAGAUUAAACAUUUCCAUCCAAACGGUAGCACAAUCACGUUCUGUACAGCAGACCUUUCCUCAGAUGGGUCACCCAUUGGCCCCACCAGCCCGCUCAGUCCACCUGGACCCCACAGCCCCAUCAAGUGCCUCACUCCGCCCCACCAACCAAGCCCCCCCACUGUGCCUCCUAAUCCCCAAAACCUGUCCCGCGUAAGGAGAGCACCAAGCCUCACCAGGACACGACCUUCGCUGUCCCAUAGCUCAGAGGAUCUUUCCUCUGUUGCUGUGAGCCACAAGAAAAACUCCUCUCAGCCUCCAGAAUUGUGUCUUUCUUCCAAACCUGAUCAAGCACUGGUUCAGAGCUUGGACCGGCUGAGCUCAGAGUGCUGGGAGAAAAAGAUUGAAGGUCUUACACUGCUGCGCUCUUUGGCUCAGUACCACUCAGACGUACUUCAGGGGAGGCUUCAUGACAUCUGCAUCGCACUAACUCAAGAGGUGAAGAACAGAAGAUCAGGCGUGUCCAGGGCUGCAGUGCGCACACUGGGCGACUUUUACACGCACCUACAGAAGGCAAUGGACCAGGAGUUGGAAGGGACUGUUAAAGUCUUAGUGCACAAGGGAGGGGAACCUAAUGCCUUUAUUAGGCAGCAUAUUGAUGACGCUUUAGACUGCAUGGUGCAGCACUGCACUCCCACCCGAAGUAUUCAAGCUUUACUCUCUGGGGGAGUUAGUCACCUCAAUCGAGUGGUAAGGAAAUGCACUGCCCAACACUUGGCCAAUCUGGUGGAAAAAGUCGGUGCCGGUCGUCUCCUCAGUGGAGGUAAAGAUUUAUCUGAAAGAAUUGUACCUGCAGUCAGCAGACUGGCACAAGACUCCUCACCAGAAGCAAGACACUAUGGCCGUCGAAUGCUGUUGUCCAUGUCCUACCAUCCAGACUUUGAUAAGAUACUGGAAAGAACUAUUCCGUCGAAAGACCUGCAGCCUACCAGAGACACAAUCUUAAGUCUCAAAACCAAGGGGCUCGGUGAGAUGCCCCAGGACACCAACUCAGCCAGAGGCAGACGGUCCCUCCCAGGAAGUGGCACAGUCCGAGCCUCAUCUCUCAACAGAGAGCCAGUCAACCACACCAUCAGAAUGGUCAACAGCAGACAUCCCACACAGAGCAUCGCCGACAAAAAUGACUACAUCAAUCACCUAACUUGCAUGCUGGGAUCCAAAGACUUCCGAGAGAAACUUAAGGGCAUGGACCAGCUCGUGUCUGACUGCCAGCAACACCCCAACCUGGUCAUUCAUAGUUUAUUCCCGCUUUUUGAUGCCCUAAAGGCCAGACUGCAGGAAUCUAACAGCAAAGUCAACCAACACGCCCUGGAGUCGCUGCAGAAAAUCAUCCCCUUGAUGAAGGACAACUUGUCUCAAGUGGUCAACCUUCUAGUCCCGGCUAUUGUGGACAAUCACCUCAACUCUAAAAACGACGCUAUUUACUCCGCUGCUAUUGGUGCAAUUGAUGCACUUAUCCUCAAUCUGGAUAACAUUCUCCUCCUUCAGCCUUUCUGCACCAAGGCUCAGUUUGUGAGCGGUAAAGCCAAGCUGGAUCUUGUGGAGAAGGUCGCAGAUCUGGUGACCAAGCUGUACUCUCGCAAGCCGCAGAUGGUGGAGCAAAAAGCGUUGCCCUUGCUGUGGCACAUGCUGGGCACGUCCAGCCACAGCGGCACGGUGCACGGCCGAGGCGGCAGCACGCGUGCCGCCACCGCCGUUCUGUGCCAAGCGCUUCGUGCCCAGAUCGGGCCCCGGCUGAGCGAGUGCGCGGCAAUGCAGUCCGCCACCACCCAAAAGGGGUUGAACGAGCUUCUGAGGAACUUGUCCAAAACAUAAAGCCGAGUCCGAGAGCAACAUUCAAACUCUGACCUUACUUGAAGACGGAGAUGUUCUACAUUUCUUAGUGCCUGCACUUUUAUCACAAUGUCCUUGCCCAGUAGGAUUUGAACUCUUUUCUCAGUCAUUUCUCUUCCUCUGGCAGACCUGCCAACAUGCAGGCUUUUUUUGUACACAUUUUACUCGCUGCUCUCCAGAUACGCAUUUUGUUGCUUCUUGACAUUCUCCGUUUGGAGUUGUGGAACCUGGAUCAUGAUCCUGUGUCGAGGCGCCAAGCGGCUCGCUCCUCCCCCUGCAAAUCUUUUUGUGCAGUGUGACUUGCACGGUGCACCUCAAAAAGAAAUCUAACCUCGCAAAAGAACAUUAUUAAUGCACGUAUACGGCUCGUUCAGCCUGUUUUGCAGUAAAAAUUACUACUUUGAUAAGUUCCAGCUGCAGUAACGCUACCGUUUAUUCUUUAAUUUGCCAUCAUUUACUUACUGGGUAUGACGUUAAACUACAUCCAGGCAUGAGAUGGGAGGUUGUGUGUGGGGUUAGUGAGUCCCAACUAUCAAUCCAUCCAUUUUCUACCGUUUAUUCCCUUUUAGGGUCGCGGGGGGUGCUGGCGCCUUUCUCAGCUACAAUCGGGCGGAAGGCGGGGUACACCCUGGACAAGUCGCCACCUUAUCGCAGGGCCAACACAGAUAGACAGACAACAUUCACACUCACAUUCACACACUAGGGCCAAUUGAGUUUUGCCAAUCAACCUAUCCCAACUAACGUCUAAAAAAUGCACACAAAGAACCAUUUUCCCCUUCUCUCAUGACUGGCGGGCGGUCAGCGCCAUAAAGCUGAGCGGGUCCCUGGGUAAAUGGGGUGCGGACAACCAACAGGACAGACUAAGUUCAACAGCCCAGUAAGGCAAUUAGUCUAGGAGAAAGAGCUCUGAUAUAAAAUACCCCUUCCAACCCGCACCAAGCCAACGUGGAAGGUGUAGGCUAAUAACCAGCAUGAAAAGUUCGCCAAGAUCGUUCACAAUGGCAGAAACAUGCUGAGGCUUUCGUCCAGCAGUGGACUGACAACGGCUGAUAAUGAUGAUGAUGAUGAUGACUUACAACAAGUGAGCUACCAAGAAUCUAAUCACAGAAGAACUUUAUUACCCAUUUGUAUAUGGCUCGUUCAGUCUGGUUUAGAUCAACAUUUGCUUUAAAAACUAAUGCGUCGAUCAUUUCCAGCUGCAGUAACGUUCCCAGUUUCUCUUCAAUUGGCAUCGUUUGCUUGCAACAAAGUAACAAGAAUCUAACCUUGCAGAAGAACAUUAAUACCCGUGUGUAUACAACUCGGUCAGUCCGUGUUGGAUCAACAUUUGCAGUAUAAAUGACUGCAUUUAUAAGUUCCAACUGCAGUAACACUCACCUUUUAUUUUUAAUUGGCAUUGUUUACAGCAAAGAAGAUAACCAGAAACCGACCCUUGCAGAAGAAUGUUAAUACCCAUGUACAUUCGACUCUUUCAGUCCAUUUUGGUUCAAUAUUUGCAGUAAACAUUCAUGUAGUGGUAAGUUCCAGCUGCAAUAAGAAGCCCCCUUUCUCUUAAAUUGCCAUCAGAUGCUUGCGACAAGGAAGCUUAAUAGUCGAGCUCCUGAAAUGUAUUUAAAGUUGGCAGGUCUGCCCUGGUACAGAAUCCCAGACUAUUGCAUCAUACAUCAGGUCCCACGUCCACAAACACUGCUCUCUUUGCACAUCCACAAGGUAGCUCUUGUGAUAAAUAUGACAAUUCCUACAAUUGUCACUGCUUUUCUUCACGCUCCGAACUUGACCAUAAACCAGAGAGCCGUUUGUAGAAUGUAAAAAUGCGCACACACAAAGACAAAAGACAGGGAAGGUGUACAAUUUUUCUGUCAUAAAAUGUUUUGUGAUAUUUUUCAAUAUGUUUAAGUGGCUGUUCUUUUUUUUCCUUGCAGAGCGGUGAAUUAAGAUUUACAAGAAUAAUACAAGAUACUUUUGUACAGCUGAUGUGUAUUUGCACAGUAUUGACAUCUUCUGUAAUCAUAAGUUGUAUGACGGUAGUGUCAACAGUUUAUGUACUUUGGAGUCAUCAUGUACUGGUUGCUACAGACAAUUUUCUUUUUUUUUUUUAAUCGUUUUUUUUUUUUGCAUGGCCAGUUCACUGGCAGGAGUUGCUGUUGGAUUACUCUUGUGCAUUGGUUCCUGGAUCAAGGUUGGCGAAGAAAAGGAAUCGAGCUUCACUCCAUCGCUGUUGCCUGGGAAACCGGGGAGGCACAGCUGGAGGAUUCUCAGUACAGUGCCAGUUUUCAAGUGGCCUUUUAAAAUUCUUUUAAAUUAUAUUCAACUUGUUUGGGAACAAGGACAAAGAUUAUUUUACAAAUAUAUAUAGAUAUAAAUAAAGUGUUUUAUUUCUGUAAA